AUGUUUGAGGAUAAUCAGAACUCUCGUGCUGUCGUUCUCGACCAGGAUUUCAUCUCCACUCGCAUGGAGGAUUUUCCUACUGUUUCGGCAUAUUGUCAGCGUCUGAAACAUAUCUCUGAUCAGUUGCGGAAUGUUGGUGCCCCCGUUAGUGACCAUCGUCUUGUUCUCCAGUUGGUCUCUGGUCUCACUGAGCCUUUCUGUGGUGUUGCCACCCUGAUCCGUCAGAGUGAGCCUUUGCCUCCUUUCCUCAAGGUCCGCUCCAUGCUGAUUCUAGAGGAAUCCGGUCUUGCCAAGAUGUCCGGCCCUGCCUCUCAGACUGCUUUGCACACUGCUGCUUCCCAUCCACGGGAUUCUGAUGACUCUUCUCAGCAGCGCACCACCAAUCGCAGCAAUCAGGGACACUCUAACUACCGUUCUGGGUCCGGGCACCAUCGUAACUAUCAGGGUAGUUCUGGAAAACCUAAAAAGAAAGGUGGCUCCCGCUAUACUGGAUCAUCUGGCUCCUCUGGUUCCCCUGCUGCAGCUCCUCCACCAUGA
Lotus japonicus is the source of this 537-nucleotide messenger RNA. RefSeq lists its product as uncharacterized. The transcript has a single exon. Lineage: Eukaryota; Viridiplantae; Streptophyta; Magnoliopsida; Fabales; Fabaceae. The record is from RefSeq and is a predicted model, not a curated record. The coding region runs from base 1 to 537 and encodes 178 amino acids.